Molecule: messenger RNA, 3193 nt
Organism: Austrofundulus limnaeus
Lineage: Eukaryota; Metazoa; Chordata; Actinopteri; Cyprinodontiformes; Rivulidae
Gene: ptpn22
Product: protein tyrosine phosphatase non-receptor type 22
Biological process (GO): protein dephosphorylation
Cellular component (GO): cytoplasm; nucleus
Molecular function (GO): non-membrane spanning protein tyrosine phosphatase activity
Source: RefSeq, a predicted model, not a curated record
UUGACCACACUAGAGUCAAGCUUACGCUCACCUCUUCUAAAAAAGACACAGACUACAUCAAUGCUAACUUCAUCAAGGGGGUCUCAGGCACCAAGGCAUAUAUUGCUACUCAGGGUCCAUUACCACACACUGUGGUGGACUUCUUGAGAAUGCUUUGGGAGUAUGAUAUUCAGGUCAUCGUGAUGUCCUGUCGAGAAUUUGAAAUGGGAAAGAAAAAGUGUGAGGUUUACUGGCCACAGACAAAAGAUGAGACCUUUGUGUGCGAACCUUUUACAGUUCACUGCGAUUCAGAGGACAACAAAGGAGACUACCUGACAAGGACGUUAAGGCUGACGUAUCGCAAAUCAAGCCGUAGUUUGAAACAACUGCACUAUGUCAACUGGCCGGAUCAUGGUGUACCUGACACCAUCCCCCCCAUUCUGGACAUGCUGCACGAGAUGCGCUGCUAUCAGCCUCACGAUGACAUACCCAUAUGCAUCCACUGCAGUGCCGGCUGUGGGAGAACAGGAGCUCUGAUCGUCAUUGAUUACACGUGGAACCUCCUCAGGAAACAUAUGAUUUCCUCAAAUUUCAAUAUCUACAAUUUAGUUCAAGACAUGAGAACCCAGAGACCCUCRGUGGUUCAAACUAAGGAACAAUAUUUGCUCGUCUACAGAACAAUAAGGGAACUCUUCCACAGAUACCUGCAAUCGUUGGAGCCUCAAAACUUCAAAAUGAAGGAAUCUGCGGCUCCAUCAGCUGUGACUGAGAUGAUUGGAGAUGAGUUUUCUGACCACAGUGAGGAGUUUCAUCUUCCAACUAAACACCAACACCAGCUCGAUGAGGAAAGUGAUGAUUUACUAGAUUACCACACUUCCUUGGCCUGUGGAUUGGAAAGUCUUGAAGACUUCGAUGCUCUGGAUAAGCAGUGGGGACAGCAACAGUACCAGCUAUUCCAGACCCUUCCUGAUGCCAACCAGGACCUGAAUAAGAGACCAAAAAGUGUACUGCUUCAGACUGUCCAAACAGGGUCCACAGUGGAAGAGAGUGUGAAGAGCAGCAGUGAUGUCCUGUUACUGGACUCUGUUCCUUUAUUGCCUGUACCAGAGGCUGUUUGUCAGAUGGUGGAAGACCCCUAUUUUGACACACCUACAAGCUCCCCAUCAUCAGAGGAGGCACCAACAGAAGAUUCUGAAUGGAUCCACAGCCCCCUCUUCAGUCCACCCUCACUGUUUCUGAAUGAUCAGGAAAUGGGACCAAGUUCUUCGAUUUCAGUGCCAACUGAUGACGAAGUGCCUCCUCCAUUACCUGAACGGACCCCUGAAUCCUUUCUUCUGGCUGUGGACCCAGAGCUCUCAGAUCUGUGUGAACGGUUAUCAGUCAUCUCUCCAGCCAAUGCUGCAGAUGAUGAUGCUGAGGAACUGGAAGGAAACUCCCCGUCGCCUGCUCCCCCACUUCCGGAGAGGACCCCGGAGUCAUUUGAGUUGGCCAUUGAGCCAGUUCCUGUAGAGAAGCAGCGAGAGGUGAGGCCAGUAGUGAACCUGAGUAUAAUAGGAAUAUCUUCAGAAUGGUCUGGAAACUCAGCACCAGAAGUCGCAGUACAAAAAGAAAAAGGUUUCGUUAGAAGCAAAAGUAUGAGAGCAGAAAUGAUUUCACCAGCACCAUUAAUGCAAUUARAUUCUGCAUUAAAUACAUCGUCCACCGUUCAACCAUUCUGGCCCACUCUGGACCUUCAGACCCCCACACAUCUUCCUCAAAAUGUGGAUAAUUUGGCACUGCCCAUUUCAGACAGCACACCAGAACCCUUCACCCCCUCUACAGAAGACAGUCAUACAAGAUGUUCUGCUCGUCCACAUUCUAUAGGAUCGACACCUUCACCGCAGGUCGGCAUGUCCUCUGAGUGGGACGGCAGCUCUCAGCCCAGGAGGUUCCUUGAUGUUGUCAAGAAACGAAGCAAGAGUGUUCGAGUGAAAAGCUCAAAACAAGACCCUCUGACUGCCUUUCAACAGCUCACUCCUCUUUCUGUGGUCGCAGCUGAAGGAGGAAGUGCGCAAGUGGAACAACACAAUCUGAACCACAGACUCUUUCAGAACAACGAUAGAUCAGGAAACAAGACAGACAAAAGCAACGAGAAGGGCAUGUCUCGAACAAAGGAUUUGGGAAUCGUUUUGGAAAACCAAAGGGCCCCAGGACAUAUCCAGCGACCUGGGUCUAACACCACAAGAGACUCACGAACUUGGGAAAGAAAGUUUAUUACAAAUYUGUAAAGAUUACGACAUGACAAAACAGAAAGAAAAUCAUGAAAUCUGUGACCAAAGGUGAUCAGUGGAGGAGCGCCACCUUCUGGAGACUUAUGGAAGUGUUUAUUUUCUGUACAACACUCAACAGGGCCUCAAAAAAAAAACAAGAUGUACAUGGACUCAGAAGUAUGACUGAUUUAAGUACUCUGAAUAAAACAGGUUGCAGAAGUGAGCCGCUUACAGAAAGAAGGUUUAACCUUCCCUGUUUUUCUGUUACACUCAGUCUGUGACGACCACUGUUGAACACCUGCAAACUUUCAACAUGAAAUAAGAAAAUGGGUAAAGGCCCUGUCACUCUAACGUUUUAGACUAUUUAUGAAAUAUUUGAUUCCAUCUUCAGCUUAACAUCUUGACAUCUUUAGAGUUGGACACACUUUGGUCCACUGUAUGUUGUCUAAMUGGCAAAUGGGCUGGUGUCUUUCUGUCCAACCAGGAUAUGCAAAGCUCUUCACUACAAUUUGUGCCCUCAUUUACACAUCCACACACACAUUCAUUCAGCUCUACUGUACUAGAUCUCUCUACACAGAAAAUACAGGUAAAUCAAGUUAUAGAGACAAAUCAGUGCUUUGAAUCACAUUCAUACACUGAUGGGACACAGAGACAGASGGGGUUCAGUGUCUUGCCCAGRGACACUUAGACAUGUGACAGAAUAGCAGUGGAAUCGAACCGCCAACUCUCUCAGCCACAGCCGCCCCUUAGUGUGACAGGGCUUUUAAUCUUUGUUAGUCGUCACUUUGUAAAACUUUUUGCACCAUAUGCCACAUUUCAGCWGUUUUUCUAUAUUUCUUUUUACACAUCCAAAUGUUUAGCAACAUAAAAAAAUACUGAUUAUCCUAAUGAAGAGUAAAUGUCAUGCAAAAUGAUAURCAUAAAGUGCAAAUGCACAAAAUUAUUUAUUAAAAGUGUUGAAAGUC